AUGGCCGGCGCCGCGGCGAUGGCCUCCUUAGCCACGGUGGCGGAGGCGUGGCUCGACCUCGACCUCCACGGGUCGACGGCCCUGCUCCCGCGCCGGUUGUGGCCGUCGUCGUCGGGCGGCGGCGGCGCCGAGCUGUUCCCGUUCCCGCUGCUUGUCUGGCUGUGGCCGGCGUCGGGCGGCGAGGCGCUGCGGGCCGCGUGGGACGCGGCGCGCGCGGCGGCCGUGGCGCCGGCGCUGGACGCCGCGUCGUGGGUCUGCCUGGCCCUGUCGGCCAUGCUCCUCGCGGACGCCGUGUUCCUGGCCGCCGCCAGCGCUCUGGCGCGGCGGAGGAGGCCGUACCGGGCGCCGGGCCCCAUUAUUGCUGGCCCCACCGCCGAGGAGGAGGACGGGGACGAGGAGGCUGGCCGCAGCGUCGGCUACCCCAUGGUGCUGGUCCAAAUCCCCAUGUACAACGAGCGAGAGGUGUACAAGCUAUCCAUUGGAGCAGCAUGCGGGAUGUCGUGGCCGUCGGAUAGGGUCAUCGUACAGGUUCUCGACGAUUCCACUGAUCCGACGGUUAAGGAUCUGGUGGAGCUUGAAUGCAAGUUUUGGGCUAACAAAGGCAAGAACGUGAGAUACGAGGUGAGGAACAAUCGGAAAGGUUACAAGGCGGGUGCGCUGAAACAAGGGAUGCUCUAUGAGUACGUUCAACAGUGUGAUUUUGUCGCUGUGUUUGAUGCUGAUUUCCAACCAGAACCUGACUUCCUCAUGAGGACCGUCCCAUAUCUUGUUCAUAAUCCACAAAUUGGUCUUGUUCAAGCGCGGUGGGAAUUUGUUAAUCCCAAUGAAGUCCUGAUGACAAGGAUACAAAAGAUGACAUUAGAUUAUCACUUCAAAGUAGAGCAGGAAGCAGGUUCAUCCAUCUUUGGCUUCUUUGGUUUUAACGGAACUGCUGGUGUCUGGAGAAUUUCUUCUAUCAAGGAAGCCGGGGGCUGGGAGGAUCGAACCACCGUGGAAGACAUGGAUUUAGCAGUCAGAGCAGCUCUGAAAGGAUGGAAAUUCAUCUACGUUGGGGAUGUUAAGGUAAAAAGUGAACUGCCAAGCAAUCUGAAGGCAUAUCGCCGGCAACAACAUCGGUGGACAUGUGGGGCAGCAAAUUUAUUCCGGAAGACGGGAGCGGAAAUUAUUCUGACUAAGGAGGUGUCGCUUUGGAGGAAGCUCUAUUUGAUCUACAGCUUCUUUUUCAUUAGGAAGGUUGUUGCCCAUGUGGUACCUUUCAUGCUCUACUGUGUAGUAAUUCCUUUGUCUGUCCUAAUUCCUGAGGUCACUGUUCCUGUAUGGGGGGUGGUUUAUAUCCCAACAACGAUAACGCUCCUUUACGCCAUCAGAAGUCCAAGUUCUAUCCAUUUCAUACCAUUCUGGAUCCUUUUUGAGAAUGUGAUGUCUUUUCACCGAACAAAGGCGACAUUCAUCGGUUUGCUCGAGCUUGGGAGUGUAAACGAGUGGGUUGUCACAGAGAAGCUUGGUAAUUCAAACGGCACCAAGUCCGAGCCACAAAUACUUGAAAAGCCUCGCUGCAGGUUUUGGGACAGAUGCACCAUAUCAGAGAUUUUAGUUGCCAUCUUCCUCUUCUUCUGUGCCACAUACAACUUGGUUUUAGGAGACGACUUCUAUUUCGUUUACAUAUAUUUACAGGCAAUAACAUUUCUUAUUGCUGGCACCGGUUUCUGCGGAACAUCCAGCUCCAACUCAUAA
Molecule: messenger RNA, 1734 nt
Organism: Miscanthus lutarioriparius
Lineage: Eukaryota; Viridiplantae; Streptophyta; Magnoliopsida; Poales; Poaceae
Source: the annotation of a GenBank genome assembly